AUGACUUCCCGAACAUGUGUCCUUCUCUUCAUUCUUGCCAUCCUCUCCGGCGCCGUGACGGCGCAGAACUACGGCUGUUUCACCACCAACGGCACAUACAGCACCAAUCUCAACUCCCUCAUCUCAUCUUUUCCACCAAACAUACAAGACAACGGAUUCUACAACGGCACAGCCGGCCAAGCCCCGGACCGAGCCUACGCCACCGCGCUAUGCAGAACCGACUUUCAGCUCGAGGAGUGCUGCACCUGCCUCCGAGAAGCUGUCCCGGAGCUUCUCCGGUUGUGCCCCAACCGGAGACAGGGGAUCCUGUUCAGAGACAAAUGCACGCUGCGCUAUUCCAACGAGUCACUUGCUGACGGCGCCGCAACUGACGGUUACACUAUCUAUUCCAGGAGUCCCCAGACUGCACGGAAUCCUGAGCAGUUUAACCAGAAACUGUGGGGGCUGUUGAAGGAUCUCCGCACUCAGGCGGCCGCAGGAGGGCCGUUGAUGAAAACCGCGGCAGGGAAUGAGACAGGGCCGAGUUUUCAGGACAUAUUCGCCCUGGUGCAGUGCAGGGCUGAUCUCUCAGAAGCGGCCUGCAAGCGUUGUUUGAUCAGCGCCGAGCAAUUUGUGUGUUGUGAAAACAACACGGCAGUAUUAGUACUUAUGCCCCGCUGUACUCUGCAAUAUGAUGCUGUACCCUUUUACAAUAUCACUCGGAUUCAAGAGGUGCAAGCGAUAGUAUCGCCCCUCCCUCCUCCACCGCCGCCGCCAGUGCCCCCACCAUCGUCGGGUAAUACCAAUCGAACUGUGAUCAUCAUUCUUGUUCCAAUUUUGGCUUCUCUGCUUCUUGCUGCUUUUGUUGGAAUUAUCGUCAGAAAGAGAUUCGAGAAGAAGGACAUAACAACAUUACAAGGCGAGGAUGAAGUUGUAAGUGCUGAAGAAUCGCUUUUAUACGAUUUCAAGCAACUUGUAGCUGCAACAAACAAUUUCUCCACUAGUAACAAACUUGGAGAAGGAGGAUUUGGUGCAGUUUAUAAGGGAAAACUUCGAAGUGGCCAACAAAUUGCAGUCAAAAGGCUAUCAAGGAAUUCAGGGCAAGGAGAAUUGGAGUUUAAGAAUGAAGUAUUGUUAAUGGCCAAGCUUCAACAUAGAAAUUUAACAAGGUUGUUGGGAUUCUCACUAAGAGGAUCGGAAAGGCUUCUCGUCUAUGAAUUUGUUCAAAAUGGAAGCCUAGACUGCUCUAUUUUUGAUCCGAUGAAGCGUUCGCUUAUUAAUUGGGAGAGUAGAUACAAGAUCAUAAAAGGCAUUGCCUGGGGACUUGUUUAUCUGCACGAAGAGUCGUGUAUACGCAUAAUUCAUCGUGAUCUCAAAGCGAGCAACAUACUCCUAGAUGGGGACAAGAAUCCCAAAAUCUCCGAUUUUGGCAUGGCAAGAUUGUUUCAACAGGAUGAAACACGAGGCAAUACGCGUAGAAUUGUUGGUACCUUCGGAUACAUGGCACCUGAAUAUGCACGACACGGGGAUUUCUCGAUUAAAUCUGAUGUGUUUAGCUUUGGAGUGCUGGUGUUGGAGAUUAUAUGCGGACAAAGUAACAGCUCAUUCAAGAAUGUGGAAAAUGGAGAGAACGUAGAAUAUAUGCUUAGUUAUGCUUGGAGAAAUUGGUGUGCGGGAAGAGAGAGGAAGUUAAUUGAUCCCGCAUUGAUGUCUGCUUCAACCCCUAUACAUGAUGUUACGAAAUGUAUUCAUAUUGGUUUAUUGUGCGUUCAGAAAAAUGCAAGGGAUAGGCCGCCGAUGGCUUCUGUUUUGGUAAUGCUUCAUAGCUUCUCUGCCACAUUUUCGGUGCCUUUGGAGCCUGCCUUUUUCGUCCCUGGUGGCAAUGAGGACCUGGCCAGAUCAUUGGAGAUCAAACAAACCGAGUUUUCAAAAAAUGAAGCAUUGAUCACUGAGUUACAUCCGCGUUGAGUUGUAGCUUCAUUCAUUCCUUUUACUUUCUGAAGUCACUGGCCUGAUCAUUGGAGAUCAAACCGUGGGUAAAUUUGUUGGUUUUUGUAGUGAUGGGAGUUUGGGCGCCGCUUGGUUUGAUCCGCCUCAUCACCUGUCUCUAGCCAUACUUGAAUUGAGAAUGGAAAUGAAAAUUAUUACAGAGAAACUGAAUGAGAGAUU
Salvia splendens (bonfire salvia) is the source of this 2148-nucleotide messenger RNA. RefSeq names its product putative receptor-like protein kinase At4g00960. The record is from RefSeq and is a predicted model, not a curated record. Lineage: Eukaryota; Viridiplantae; Streptophyta; Magnoliopsida; Lamiales; Lamiaceae. The coding region runs from base 1 to 1947 and encodes 648 amino acids. The transcript has 7 exons. Gene Ontology annotation, biological process: protein phosphorylation. Gene Ontology annotation, cellular component: plasma membrane. Gene Ontology annotation, molecular function: protein serine/threonine kinase activity; ATP binding.